AUGGCCUCUUCAGCAGGCACACCUGCUGGCGCUUCCGCAAUAGCCGGCGCUGCAGCGGCCUCUGGUACGCCCGCCGGCGCCAGCGCCGAAGCUGCGCCAUCCGCUGCUCAAGCCACAUCCAACGCUCCGGCACCUUCCUCCGCCGAGCUCUCCUCUGCGCUCUCGCUGCUCGCGCAGCUCUCCGCACUCCUCGGCAACGACGCCUCUGCGAUGCCAGUCGCCGACGGCCUGGCGCACGUGCUGCCCUCGCUGCUGGCACCCCUCGCUCCUCUGCCCUCGCAAACGGCACCAGGGCUCGUCGCCAUGCCCGUCUCGCUCCCACCGCACGCAGCCGGUCCCAACACGCCCGGCGGCGUCUCUCUCCUCUCGCUGCCGCCAGCUCAAGCAGCGCUUCUGGCGCGCCGAGCAGCAUUCCGCCCGCGCGACGCUCUCGCAAAGACGCAGGAGCUGCAGCGGCUGCUGGACUCGGAGCAGGGACAGCAGACGGUGCAGCUUGUGCAGCAGCUCAGGCAGAAGCAAAGCCCGCAGGAGGAGCGAGAGGAGCUGCUGCGCGCACGCAAGGAGCGCGCUCAGCGGAGAGGAUGGAGCAAUGGCGCGCAGGCGUAG
This is a messenger RNA of Tilletiopsis washingtonensis, 606 nucleotides long. RefSeq lists its product as hypothetical. NCBI's taxonomy places the organism in Eukaryota, Fungi, Basidiomycota, Exobasidiomycetes, Entylomatales. The transcript has a single exon. The coding region runs from base 1 to 606 and encodes 201 amino acids. The record is from RefSeq and is a predicted model, not a curated record.